Messenger RNA from Eurytemora carolleeae, 1405 nucleotides. Its product is annotated as protein Wnt-8-like. NCBI's taxonomy places the organism in Eukaryota, Metazoa, Arthropoda, Copepoda, Calanoida, Temoridae. Gene Ontology annotation, biological process: canonical Wnt signaling pathway; neuron differentiation; cell fate commitment. Gene Ontology annotation, molecular function: cytokine activity; frizzled binding. Bases 270 to 1301 code for a protein of 343 amino acids. The transcript has a single exon. The record is from RefSeq and is a predicted model, not a curated record. Gene Ontology annotation, cellular component: extracellular region.
UUUAGAUUUUUCAAAAAUCUUUUCUCUCGUUUUUCUUGCUAAAUGAAGUCUUAUCUUCUACCGUAAUUGAUUGUGAUAAUCCCCUCCCCCCCGUUAUUGUCCGAUUUGACCGGAGAACCUUUACUACCGGAGAUUUGUACGAUCGGAUUUUCCGGUCAAAGUGGACACUUGACCGCGACGGGAUAGGGUGACCAUUCAAUAUAUAUUCCGGUACAAACGUCAACCUCACAUCAGUUCAAUACCAACCAUUGGUUUAGAAAAGUCUUAGAAUGCAUUCGUUUAUUUGUAUUCUUCUUUCCCUGCUUAGAAGCAUCAAUGCUUUUAAACCUGCAUUACCCAGCACCAAUUCUAUUGUACCUUCGACCGAUUUAUCCAUCUCUCAGAGUGUGGCUGCCGGUUCCCACCUUGCCAUGGAACAGUGUUCCAAAAUGUUCCGUAAUCAAGUCUGGAACUGUCCUGCUUCUAUGUUCCAACCUAACUUCGGAAUAUCUACAAGAGAAUCUGCUCUAAUUCAGGCGAUCCUCAGCGCUGGUAUCAUCCACACCGUGUCUAGGAACUGCUCGGCGGGUGAGCUAGAUGGUUGUGGGUGUGGUAGAAACUCCCCUGUCACAGAUGAAUCCUGGGAGUGGGCGGGUUGUUCGGAUAAUCUCGCCUUUGCGGAUUCUGUUUCUGAGAAAUUUCUUCCAGGUGGUUCCUUAACACAGCAUCAUAAUCUUGAGGCGGGUAAGGUUGCGGUGAGGAAGUCAAUGCGCCGGGUUUGCAAAUGUCACGGUGUUUCCGGUUCCUGUGCUGUCCAAACCUGUUGGAAAUCCGUUGGAGAUUUCAACUCCGUGGGACGCUACCUUCGUCGUCGCCACAAAGAUGCAGUUCAUGUUGGAACCGGAGGAUCAGGUUUAACCACCCUCUCCGAUCCUUCUCUCAACAAAAUCAUCUUCAGUCGGGCCAGCAGAGAUCGUCGUACUGUGCCAGCAAUCAAGAAACGCAAGCUUGUAUUUCUCCAACCCUCUCCUAACUACUGUAUCGCCAACCCUGCUCUCCGAGUACCCGGAGUAAAGGGACGGGUCUGCUCCGUAUCUCCAGAGUCCAAGUCUAAAACCAAGGAUAUAAAGAAAUGUUCUGAUGUGUGUACUGGAUGUGGUCUCGACGCCAGGAAAGAGGUUAAGCUUGUCUCGACCUCGUGUAACUGUAAGUUUGAAUGGUGCUGUAAUCUCAAGUGUGAGACAUGUACUAGAGAACAGAUUACUAUAACUUGUGUACGCAAGACCAAGAAGAACCCGAUAAAUCUGUCAAACAGUACAUAACGUGUACAUAAUUGUGCCAUUAAAAUGUUAUCUGAACAAAACCAGUAAAUAAAAAAUAUUUUUCCUGAAAUAAAAACGUGUCGUAUUUCUUCGUAUUGUAUUUU